GGACUCCAGGACAGGACAAGACUGCGGACCUAUCACCCACCCCCCAGCCCCAGUCUAGGACACCCCACCCUCCCCAUAGAUCCAACUUGCCCCCAGCUCUCCCUGCCCCUCCCUGGCCCCUCCCACUGCCCGCCCCCCCUUGGGGCGCAGGGCAUGGUGUGAAGGCCAAGUGCUUAGGUGGGCACCAUGGGUGCUGUGCCCUAGGGCCCGGGUGGUGGGGGUGGGUGGCCUGUGGGUGUGCCGGGGGGGCCCCGUGUGCCCACCCCAGUCUCUUGGCGUGCUGGAGUGCAUCCUGGAUGGGAUUGAAGUGAAUGGAACAGAAGCCAAGCAAGCUGGAGUGUGGGUCGGACCCAGAGGAGAACAGUGCCAGGUCCCCCGAUGGAAAGCGAAAAAGAAAGAAUGGCCAAUGUCCCCUGAAAACCAGCAUGUCAGGGUAUAUCCCUAGCUACCUGGACAAAGACGAGCAGUGUGUCGUGUGCGGGGACAAGGCAACCGGUUAUCACUACCGCUGCAUCACUUGUGAAGGCUGCAAGGGCUUCUUUCGCCGCACAAUUCAGAAGAACCUCCACCCCACCUACUCCUGCAAAUAUGACAGCUGCUGUGUCAUCGACAAGAUCACCCGCAACCAGUGCCAGCUGUGCCGCUUCCGGAAGUGCAUCGCUGUGGGCAUGGCUAUGGACUUGGUUCUAGAUGACUCAAAGCGGGUGGCCAAGCGCAAGCUGAUCGAGCAGAACCGGGAGAGGCGGCGGAAGGAGGAGAUGAUCCGCUCACUGCAGCAGCGGCCAGAGCCCACUCCCGAGGAGUGGGACCUGAUCCACGUCGCCACGGAGGCCCAUCGCAGCACUAACGCGCAGGGCAGCCACUGGAAGCAGAGGCGGAAAUUCCUGCCGGAUGACAUUGGCCAGUCCCCCAUCGUCUCAAUGCCGGACGGAGACAAGGUGGACCUAGAGGCCUUCAGCGAGUUUACCAAGAUCAUCACCCCGGCCAUCACCCGUGUGGUGGACUUUGCCAAAAAACUACCCAUGUUCUCUGAGCUGCCUUGCGAAGACCAGAUCAUCCUCCUGAAGGGGUGCUGCAUGGAGAUCAUGUCCCUGCGGGCGGCUGUCCGCUACGACCCUGAGAGCGACACUCUGACGCUGAGCGGGGAGAUGGCUGUCAAGCGCGAGCAGCUCAAGAACGGCGGCCUGGGUGUGGUCUCUGAUGCCAUCUUUGAACUGGGCAAGUCCCUCUCUGCCUUUAACCUGGAUGACACAGAAGUGGCUCUGCUGCAGGCUGUGCUGCUAAUGUCUACAGACCGCUCUGGCCUGCUGUGUGUGGACAAGAUCGAGAAGAGUCAGGAAGCCUACCUGCUGGCGUUCGAGCACUACGUCAACCACCGCAAACACAACAUUCCGCACUUCUGGCCCAAGCUGCUGAUGAAGGUGACUGACCUCCGCAUGAUCGGGGCCUGCCACGCCAGCCGCUUCCUCCACAUGAAAGUCGAGUGCCCCACCGAACUCUUCCCCCCACUCUUCCUGGAGGUCUUUGAGGAUCAGGAAGUCUAAAGCCUCAGGCGGCCAGAGGGUGUGCGGAGCUGGUGGGGAGGAGCCUGGAGAGAAGGGGCCGAGCAGGGGGCUGAGGGAGACCCCCCCACACCUCUUCUCUCCUUCCUCUCGUGUCCUCGGAUAGAUUCAGCUCCCCCAUACACCCCCACACUGCCCGGGUCCCUCCGCAGACCCUCUAGCCCUGGGACAGGGCAAACAAAUGAACUUGCUAUCAAAAGGACAGUGUGGGCACAGGGGCGGGCAGGGGGCCAUGGCCCACAGUUCUUAGGACCCCGUCCUCUUAGGAGUUAGGGAAAGAGAGGAAGCACUAGGUGGGGACAAGCCAUCUUGACCUUAGGGGAAGGAGUGACACA
This is a messenger RNA of Echinops telfairi (small Madagascar hedgehog), 1897 nucleotides long. RefSeq names its product thyroid hormone receptor alpha (gene THRA). The transcript is spliced from 8 exons. Bases 312 to 1544 code for a protein of 410 amino acids. Gene Ontology annotation, biological process: retinoic acid receptor signaling pathway; negative regulation of transcription by RNA polymerase II; thyroid hormone receptor signaling pathway. The record is from RefSeq and is a predicted model, not a curated record. Gene Ontology annotation, molecular function: zinc ion binding; nuclear receptor activity; RNA polymerase II cis-regulatory region sequence-specific DNA binding. NCBI's taxonomy places the organism in Eukaryota, Metazoa, Chordata, Mammalia, Afrosoricida, Tenrecidae.